This is a messenger RNA of Cydia amplana, 1355 nucleotides long. RefSeq names its product heterogeneous nuclear ribonucleoprotein A1-like. The transcript is spliced from 10 exons. Gene Ontology annotation, molecular function: RNA binding. Gene Ontology annotation, biological process: regulation of gene expression. The record is from RefSeq and is a predicted model, not a curated record. Bases 140 to 1198 code for a protein of 352 amino acids. NCBI's taxonomy places the organism in Eukaryota, Metazoa, Arthropoda, Insecta, Lepidoptera, Tortricidae. Gene Ontology annotation, cellular component: chromatin; nucleoplasm.
UACAUUAAUGGCGGGUGCGCUUGCGUGAUGCCGGCUGCAUGUUAUUAUUGCUUUUAGUUUGGCGUCUUUUCGUUUAAAUUGUAGCGUCGAUUGUGUUCGCAGUUUUAAACUCAUCUCCACGUUAAUUAAAUAAUUGACAAUGGUGGCUCAGAAGAGAGGUCGCGGCGCGAAGGCCCAGGCGGCUAAGAAGCAGGCUGCGCAGGCGGUGGACGAGGUGCCGGAGGAGGUUGCGGAGGCCGUGGAGCCCGAGGAGAACAACGGGGACUCGGAGCAGGUCGAACAGGCCGGUGACGCCCCCAGCGAAGAGGCCUCGCAGGCGGAGGGCGAGGCCGCAGAGGCCGGCGGCGAGGCACCCGCCGAGGAGCCAAAAGAGGAGAAGGUGGAGUCCGGCAAACUGCUGGUGGAGAACCUGCCUGCGAGCUACCUCUUCGACUACCAGGACAAGCUGAAAGAGCUAUUCGCUAAAUACGGGGAGAUCAAUGCCAUCAAACGUGGUCCAAUCAUUGUUAGCGAACAGACCACAACGCCGACACUCUCGGCUAUAGUCGAAUUCAAAAACAAAGACAGCCUGGAUAAGGCCCUCUUAGAGCAAGGGCGCGUGAUCGACGGCUCCCGCAUCUCGGUGGCGGUCGAGUCGCGCGCCGAGACCGCCGUGCUCGUCGGCGUGCCGUACGAGGCGGGCACGGAGUACGUGCGCCGACUCUUCGACCAGUGCGGCGAGGUCGCGCACAUACACGAGUUCAGCAAGACCAAGUACAAGAUCCUCCGGGUGACGUUCCACAACAAGGAGUCCGUGGAGAAGGCCCUCAAGCUGGACCGCGAGCUGCGCGUCAACGGGUUCCUGGUGACCGUCUCCAAGUACCGCGACGAGGACGAGCAGAAGGCACACUCCGCCAACGCGAACAAGAACAAGCGGCAGCACCCGCAGCAGCAGCAGAACCGCAACGCGAACGCCAACCCCAACCUCAGCCCCAACGCCAACCCGAACGCCAACCGGCAGAACAACUACCGGCCGCGCGGCGGCGCUUUCAACGCGCGCGGCAACUUCAGAGGCGGUCGCGGCCGCGGCGGUUUCCCCACGCGCGGGUUCCCUGCCCGCGGAGGCUUCGGCGCGCCCGUCAACAGCUACGCCAUGCCGGGAUUCAUGGGCGGAUUCAUGAACGAUGGCCAGAGGCCGAACAAGCGGCCCCGACUGUAAGCGGCCCCGGCCCGUGUGUGUGUGCGUCCUACAGACUACAGUGACAUGUUACUUGCAGUAUCAUAUUAUAAAUCUAGCGAAUUGUAUUUACAUAAGUGCAUGGAAUAUAGGAGUAAGUUAUUGUCUUUUUGCAGGUAAUAAAUACUAUUACUAACAA